AUGGAAACUUCAAGAUUGACUUCGAGGCAUAAAGUCCUUGAAGAUUCAGAGGUGAAUACCCCACAAAUACAACAGCUGCAAAGUAAUAAACAUAUAGAUCUGACUCCUAGUUCACAAUUGAAAGAUGCAGAGCAACUUAAUUUGUCCAUACCACCAGUGUUUCCAGAUAUAAAAAGUAUAGAAUUGAGGAAAAGGACGUUGCAGGGAGAUACAAAACUGAAACUGAAACAAUCAGCUCCAAAGCUAAGUUUACAAGAUUUAAGAUCUGGAGAGAUGUUAUCUCCAAUACUAAUGACUAAAGGUGCGGAAAUGCCUCAAGUGGCAGAAUGUAGAAGACCCAUUUCUGAGACACAGAAACAAGGUAAGAAAUAUGAGGAACUGGACCCAGGGAAACAUGUUCAAGCAGUAAAAUCUAUGGAGCUGAAGUCCAGCACCACAGAACCUGAAGGAUUGACUUUAGGGCACCAAGCCUUAGAAUCUUUAGAAAUGAUCUCAGAGCCAGAAUAUCAAGACACAAAAACAAAAUUGACCUUUGACACUUGUCAGCAGGCAAAAGAAUCUGUGGGAUUGAUACAAUCAUCUUUAAGAGAUAUCCAAGGGCCAUUGAGUCAAGCUUCAGAAUCUACUCAAAUGGACUCAGAGUCAUUACAAAGUACUCCUAACAUGCUACAAAGCAUGCAAUCCAUGAGGGAUAAGCCAGUAUCACAAUAUACAAUACAAAGAUCUCCGAAGUUGGUGCCAAUAUCAGAGAUGCAAGAUGCAGAAUCAGAGGUAUUGAUCCCAGAGCCCCAAGACUAA
Messenger RNA from Sorex araneus (European shrew), 798 nucleotides. RefSeq lists its product as uncharacterized. Bases 1 to 798 code for a protein of 265 amino acids. The transcript is spliced from 3 exons. Lineage: Eukaryota; Metazoa; Chordata; Mammalia; Eulipotyphla; Soricidae. The record is from RefSeq and is a predicted model, not a curated record.